Sciurus carolinensis (gray squirrel) is the source of this 1982-nucleotide messenger RNA. It is a transcript of the gene Gcgr, whose product is annotated as glucagon receptor. The coding region runs from base 441 to 1913 and encodes 490 amino acids. Gene Ontology annotation, cellular component: plasma membrane. Gene Ontology annotation, molecular function: peptide hormone binding; glucagon receptor activity. The record is from RefSeq and is a predicted model, not a curated record. The transcript is spliced from 16 exons. Gene Ontology annotation, biological process: cell surface receptor signaling pathway; adenylate cyclase-activating G protein-coupled receptor signaling pathway. NCBI's taxonomy places the organism in Eukaryota, Metazoa, Chordata, Mammalia, Rodentia, Sciuridae.
GUCGCGGGUCUAAGGCGGAGGUCGGCGGAGGAGAGGCCCUGGGGAUAGCGCGGGCAGGGUCCGCGGAGCGCGCUGCGAGGGGCCGAGUCCGCGCUCGCCGCCGCCCGCCGCCGGUCAGCCGCGCUGGGCGCGGGCGGGGACCCUCGGCUGCCCCACCCGGCGGGCCGCUCCCGCCCGCCCCCUCGCCGCCCAGCGUCGCCGCCAGAAAGUCCGAGCGCAGUAGGCGCGGGGCUGGCGGGGGCUGGCGCGGACCCGCGCGGGGAGGAAAGCGGCUGCGGGCGCGGAGGACCCAGGGAGCCCGGCGGAGCCGCGCGUCUGGAGCCAGAGACGGGGUUCACUCACCUGGUCCAAGAAGAAGAAGGUGCAAGGAGGCCCCUGAACACCCCCAAGGACCCACUUGUGCGGCCUCUGCCAGAUGUAGGGGACGGCCACCCAGCGGCAUGUCCCCCACCUGGCCCUGGCGUCCCCUCCUGCUGCUGCUGCUGGCCUGCCAGCCACAGGCCCUCUCCGCUCAGGUAAUGGACUUCCUGUUCGAGAAGUGGAAGCUCUACAGUGACCAAUGCCACCGCAACAUGAGCCUGCUGCCUCCCCCCACUGACCUGGUCUGCAACAGAACCUUCGACAAGUACUCCUGCUGGCCAGACACCCCUCCCAAUACCACGGCCAACAUUUCUUGCCCCUGGUACCUGCCUUGGUAUCACAAAGUGCAGCACCGCCUGGUUUUCAAGAGGUGUGGGCCGGACGGGCAGUGGGUGCGUGGGCCCCGGGGACAGCCAUGGCGCAACGCCUCUCAAUGCCAGAUGGAGGACAAAGAGAUCGAGGACCAGAAGAAGGUAGCCAAGAUGUACAGUAGCUUCCAGGUGAUGUACACCGUGGGCUACACCCUGUCCCUGGGGGCCCUGCUGCUCGCCCUGGCCACCAUGCUGGGCCUCAGCAAGCUGCACUGCACCCGCAACUACAUCCACGUGAACCUGUUUGUGUCCUUUGUGCUGAAGGCCAGCUCCGUGCUGGUCAUCGACUGGCUGCUGAAGACCCGCUACAGCCAGAAGAUCGGGGAUGACCUCAGUGUCAGCCUCUGGCUCAGUGAUGGGGCGGUGGCCGGCUGCCGUGUGGCUGCAGUGAUCAUGCAGUACGGCGUGGUGGCCAACUACUGCUGGCUGCUGGUGGAGGGCGUGUACCUGCACGGGCUGCUGGGCCUGGCCUCCUUCCCAGAGCGGAGCUUCUUCACCCUCUACCUGGGCAUUGGCUGGGGUGCGCCCUUGCUGUUCAUCAUCCCCUGGGUGGUCGUCAAGUGUCUGUUUGAGAAUGUCCAGUGCUGGACCAGCAAUGACAACAUGGGCGUCUGGUGGAUCCUGCGUGUCCCAGUCUUCCUGGCCAUACUGAUCAACUUCUUCAUCUUCGUCCGCGUGGUUCACCUUCUCAUUACCAAGCUCCAAGCCCGCCAGAUGCAGUACACCGACUACAAGUUCCGGCUGGCCAGAUCCACCCUGACCCUCAUCCCCCUGCUGGGGGUCCACGAAGUGGUCUUCGCCUUUGUGACCGACGAGCAGGCCCAGGGCACCCUGCGCUCCGCCAAGCUCUUCUUUGACCUCUUCCUCAGCUCCUUCCAGGGCUUGCUGGUGGCCGUCCUCUACUGCUUCCUCAGUAAAGAGGUCCAGGCAGAGUUGCUGCAGCGCUGGCGGCGCUGGCAUGAGGGCAGGGCACUGCAGGACCAGCGGCGCAGCAGCAGCCCCUCGGCCCCCGCUGGGCCUCGCCCUGGCCCCUCCUGUGAGGAACUCCGACUUGUGAGGCAUCAGAGAGGGCAUCACUGGACAACCCAGAACUGGACACCUGAUGGAGUCGAGAGACAGCAGCUCCCAUUGUGCAUGUCACCCCUGGGGCAGGAGUUCAUGUGGUGGGAAGUUGGGUCAUGAACUGCAGGCCUGUGUCUGUCCUGUGCAUGUGGAAAUGUGUGUCCUCCAAUAAAGAGCUGGAGUAGUGGC